Messenger RNA from Ruditapes philippinarum (Manila clam), 2177 nucleotides. RefSeq lists its product as uncharacterized. The coding region runs from base 490 to 1302 and encodes 270 amino acids. The record is from RefSeq and is a predicted model, not a curated record. The transcript is spliced from 7 exons. NCBI's taxonomy places the organism in Eukaryota, Metazoa, Mollusca, Bivalvia, Venerida, Veneridae.
AAUAUAAAAUUAAUAUGUGAGACACGGAUCUUCGGUUUAUUAUUAUAGGGUCAUUUACCGAUUUGUUAUUCAGCAGCAAAUGUAAUAUAAAACAAUGUGUAUAUCGAAAAUGCAAUUUUAGUUUCUUAAAAGUAUUGUAGGCAUGAUAUACCGUGUUGUAUUGUAGUUGAUCAUUCAUUUUUCAAAAUGGAGAAAGAAAUCGGGAGCGAAAGGAUUCUGACAACAAUAAAUGCUUUACAUGAUGCCGCUACCAAAGCCGAGGAAUGUUCUCAGUACCUACAGAAUACAUCCACGACAAUAAAGAAAUUGAAGAGUGAAAACGAGCAUUUGAGAUAUCAUUUAAGAACAGCUCAAUAUGAACUUAUAACAAAAGAAAGACAAUUUCAAGAUGCACUCAAAACGGAAAGAGAUGCUUUCAACGAUAUGCAGACACGCCUUUUAUAAAGGCAAAAAGAGCUUGAGAAAACAAUUAAAGACGUUCAAGAUGAUAUGAAACAAAAAAUACAAGUAGAUGACAUAAGCGAUGAUAAACGGCCAACAAAAGUCGCAGAAAGAUACCUGGAUUUGUAUGACAUUGAAUGGACAGAUGCAUAUGAAGAAAUUGAAAAGGACUUUAAAACGGAAGAAAAAAUAACGCAAGAGUUAUUGCGCAUUCUGAAGAAAAUCAUGGAGUUCUGUACAUAUGUGGCAAAGCAACAAGACGUCAACGUACAUAACGCAUUGCUUAUGAACAACAAAGAGACUGAUAAUGGUCUAUUAAAAGAAGCACGCAAACAACUUUCUUCUUGCAAGAAACGCAUUUCCCAAGGAAUAUGUGAGGACAUUUACAAGCUUUACAUUUCGAAACUUCAACAAUCAACCUCAUCAGGCUGUAUCCGAGAACUUAGGAUAACAACCUUUAUUAAAGCAUGUAUUUCUGUCUGUUGGAUGUGCCUGAUUCAAUUUCCGCCAAUGAAGAUGGAGUUUGAUGUAAAAGCUCACAGAAAAGAAUUCAAGGAAGACAUGUAUAUACCAUACACCAUGUGUGGCAAAAAAAUGGAUUUUAUUGUUUGGCCUGUACUUCUUCUUUAUGAAAAUGGACCGGUAGUUGCAAAAGGUAUCGCUCAAGGCCUCAAAGAAUGCAGAAAUCGACGGUUUUAUGAAAUAGAGCAUAGAAGGACCUCUUCGCCGCACAGAAUGGGGGUAACUAAAAGCCAGAGCGACUUAGCCAAAGAACCAAAGAAGGGUAUCAGACAAUUGUUUCAAAAGUUUCAUCCACAGCAAAGAAGUAGGAGCAAUAGUAUUGGUUCAUUUUUUUCUUAAUAUACACAACGCACAUCCAUUUUUAAUAAUAAUAAUAAUGAUAAUAAUAAUAAUAAUAAUUAUAAUAAUAAUAAAAGAUUAAAUAAUAAUAAACAAAUCAUGUAAAAUUCCUAUAUCAGAUAUAUUUUAAUAUAGCUAUUUGUUGUUUCUAGCAAUUUUACCAAUCAAAUUAUAUCUGUGAAGGUAACUUAUUUAGCCGCCUCCGUUGUCGAGGGGUUAGAGUCGAUGACUUCUUAUCCAGUUACCUCUCUGGCGUGGGUUCGAUCUCCGGGAGAUGCUUUGGUAGUUUAGCACGGAGGAAGGUAGUCUAGUACUGGUGUAACUCUCCAGGAACGAUGGUUAGGAAACUACCCGCCUAUAUGACUGUAAUACUGUUGGGAAAAGGCGUAAAAUGAAACAAACAAACAAACAAAGCAAACUAUAUACACAUAUAAAAUACAAAUAACAUUCUAGAAACUUUACCAACCAUUGAUUAUAGUUUAUUAUUGUAAAUACAAGUGAAAUAAAGCAUGUGUCAAUUUUUAUGACAGUAUUUUUCUGUUUCCUAGUUGUUCAAUAUCAAUAUAUUAUUCACUGUUGAAAUUACGUAGAACGGUGUUCGUCGUUUUAGACUCUGGAAAUCACCAUUCAGCAAUUAAUUUGUAUAAUCAUUGGUCAUAGGUAACCUUUAUUUUUAUAAAUCCUUCUCAAGCAAAAUAUGUAUUAUUUGUUAGUUUAUCAGUGUAAUUAAACUUCCUGUUUUAAUGAUUUGAGAAAAAUGUCUCGAAUGUCCCUCUUAAAUCGCCAAACGUAAUGAUCUUAUCUGUUACUUAGUUAUGCAAGAACUACAUGUAAAGGUGAAUUUACCGUCACCUUAAUAAUUCGAAAAAUAUGUG